Messenger RNA from Henningerozyma blattae CBS 6284, 774 nucleotides. It is a transcript of the gene REC102, whose product is annotated as Rec102p. The coding region runs from base 1 to 774 and encodes 257 amino acids. The transcript is spliced from 2 exons. The record is from RefSeq and is a predicted model, not a curated record. NCBI's taxonomy places the organism in Eukaryota, Fungi, Ascomycota, Saccharomycetes, Saccharomycetales, Saccharomycetaceae.
AUGAUUGAGUUUGACCCUGUGUGUUUAAAAUCGAAAGAAAAUGGAUCAAUUCUUUUAUCUAUAUGGAGAACUAGAUGUAAAGGAGAGAUAACAAAUAGUGAAAUAUUCAUUUUACCGCCAGUUUAUCCAAAAUUUUUAAUUAUAAAAUUCAAAUUCUAUAUAAAUGAUUUACCGUCAUCCUAUGAUUUCCUAUAUAACAUCAAAUGCUGUUUUGAAAACGGAAAAUUAUUUUGGGAAGAGCAAUUAUCUUACACUUUCAAUAUUGCAAUUGAUAGUAAUGAGAUAACCUUAAAACUGGGCUGUAAGAUAUGGACUGCCGAAAAAAUUGCAACGUUAAUAGAGCAGCCUUCUGAAUUAUUAGUGUAUAAUAAUAACUCUCUUACAUCAAAAAUUGAUUUUGUUCCUCAAGUAGAAAUUACAGUUAACUUUAUCCAUGAAUCAAUAUUAGAAUUAGAGCUGCAUAGUUUUGUUAAUCAAAUUAAUGAAUAUUUGGCAUCUUUAUUUAUAUCUCAAUUAGAAUUUCGUUAUCCAUUAGUCUUUUCAACAGUAGCGAGAAAGAGAUUUCAAAUGGUAGAAAGUCAAAUAGGACCUAUUUCAUAUUCCCUGACAGAAAGUUCAGCCUUAUUUCCUAAUAUUAUUCAAUGUAUCAUAAAAGAUAAAACAUCUCUUACAUCAUAUCAAAUAAUUGGGAAAUUCAAAAGAAAGAAGACUGAUAAAAUCAGAUUUGAUAUCCUGCUAGAAAAUACGCCUUCCGAAAAGGAUGUAGCAAAAUAA